AUGCACUUCUUAGGUCGCUUUGGUGCCAUCUGCGGCGCGAGGCGAGCUUUUCUACAGACAGUCGCGACCGUGCGUCCUUCGAAAACGUGUCGCCCAUUCGCUGUCGGCUUUAGUAGCUCGAAACAGGCCAAACCUCUCGGAUUGAACGAUGGCGUCAACAUCGCGUCUGGCCUAUCGCCAUUCAUGCAGAUGUUGACGGCCUACGUCGUCCUAAGCGUCUCCGCGAUGGGGCUUAUUGCUCGAUACAAAAGCCGUGAUACGAAACAGGACGAGAACGUGCGCAUCUUCAAUAUGGCCAAACGCGCGGUCGUGAAAGACCGACGUGUGUUUGAGAUUGUUGGAUACCCGAAACAAUUCGAGCAACUGUCAGCUCCUGACGCAGAUAAUGGACCUGAUGAGCUCCAGUCUAGCGAAGGGACGUUUAAGAUCACGGGCGACAAGGGGAGUGUAGUCGUGCACUAUCGGCAGAAGAUGCACGAGCACAAGGACAAAGACAGCGACAUUGUCACGUUUGAUGAAUUGGGCGUCGAGUGUGAAGAUGGGACGCACUUUUCCGCUCUGGCCUCUUUCUUGCAGAAUCAGGACGUUGUUACGCACCAGAACUCCGAGUCGUUGGGCAAGAAGAUGUUUCUCCCGGUCAUUGGCGGCGUGUUGAUUGGUGGCGUAGCCUCAUUCUUCGCCAUUCGGAUCCUGCGCAAUCAACCGUUCUACGUGCACAAGUUGGUGCUGGACCACGUGAACAAGCACGAGAUGGCGCGCCAACUGAUUGGACACCCGAUCCAGAGCGAUCGCCGGAAAUUUGCGGGCGUACUGACGAGUGAGGCUGCGAAUUACACGAUUCCUUGCUCUGGACCGAAGGGCAGUGGCACGCUCAUUGUCAAAGCUUUCAAAAAAGUAGACCCGAGCGGGAAAAGUGAAGACGAAAAGGGCAAGGUCAUGACCACACCAGGCACGUCUUGGAAGUUUUCUACGCUUGUGCUAUCCGUUGGUCGGAAUGAAAAGCGCAAGACGAAGAGCGCCAAGACCAUCAAUCUUCUGAACAGUGGCGGAGUGCCGUCGGUGCCACAUCCGCAGUCAUAG
Molecule: messenger RNA, 1080 nt
Organism: Hyaloperonospora brassicae
Lineage: Eukaryota; Oomycota; Peronosporomycetes; Peronosporales; Peronosporaceae
Source: the annotation of a GenBank genome assembly